AAAUCAACCUAAAUCGAACCCUCCUAAGCCAUCUCUCUCUCUAUCUCUCUCUCUCUCUCUUCCCUCCUCUACCCAAGUUAGCUGCCUAUCUAACUGGCCUAACAUAUCACACUUACUCACCUACCAACUGCCGGGCUCUCCGUCAAACCUCCUUCUCCUCAUCCCACCUUUUCACUACCUUCACUUCCACGCUUUCAUCCUGAAGAACAUCAAUAGUUUCCAUUCCUAAAAAGGAAUAUCUUGGAUUUCACUUUCUGAUUAUACAGUUGCAUCAAUGCCUAAACGCAGAGGAAAUGGUCCUGCUGGUAAUGGAUAUAGCAACAGACCACGCCAAUCUAAUACUUCCUCUGGCUCUGGGCACGCUACCAGGAGUCCCCCAACAUCCCCUUCUGGCGGAGAUUCGCGACUGGCUUCACUAACACCAAACCGGGGCUCUUUUCAAGUCACGCCCGCCUAUGAAGCAGAAUCUACUGAUAGUGGUAACCGUGCUUCCGUUUCUGAUAAUGGCUCCGUGGAAGGUUGGCAGGCCGCUCCCGGUCCUAAAACCGCCACUCGGCGCAAAUUCCUCCCAAGAAAUGGUGGUGGACCCCCACGCAGAGAUAAACACGGACUCCCUGCGCUGAAGAUUGAGGGUGCUCCUGAUGACGACGACGAUGAAGAUAGUGUUUCCUGGGGCCCCACCACCGGAGGUGGGGCGCCAACCCAGACUAAAGGUGUUCCGAGAAACCCACUUGUAGCAAUGUAAUAUCAGAUCCGUCCUUUAUUGCAGUUUGGAAUUAUUCUAACGCAUUAUAUGCAUAGGUUUGAGAUGGAGAGCACCGAAAAAUUUCCUGCUGGAUGGCGGCGCUGUCCAGAAGUUCCCUCCGUUACAGAAUUGCUCCGCGAACGGGUUGAACUGCCAAUUAAUGUGGUUGACGGUCCAUACGGUUCCGUUGACGAUUACUUGGAAGCGCAUUACGAGCUUUUGAAGGAGGAUGCAUUUGCCGGUCUUAGGGAAGCUGUGUGUCAUAUGAGACUUUACCCAGAGGCAGAAGAUACGAAUGACCUUGCUGUCUAUGAUCACGUUAGUCGUUCCCCUACGCGAUAUUAGCCCCCAUAGCAUUGAUCUUGCCAUUAACACCUUUUCUUCUUCUCCCUCGAAGGUUCGCAUACUAGGCUUGACAUUUGCUCCAAUGGGCGUCUGCUGCAAAGUGUCUUUCUCUCUUAAUCGUGCGGGUAAGAGAGUUCGCUGGGAAACUUCUAAACGCCUCCUUCCUGGAACCUUAGUCUGCCUUUCCAAUGACAAUUUCAAGACUUUAAAGCUAGCAACGGUCGCAGCGCGGCCAAAGGCUGGACUGGAACUGCCGAUGCCCGAGGUAGAUCUUUUAUUCACCGAAGGAGAAACUGAGUUUGAUUCUACAGAGACCUUUAUUAUGGUUGAAUCGAGGCAGGGAUACUUCGAAGCGUAUAAAUGGACUCUGAAGGCGUUGCAGAGGAUGAACAAAGACAAGUAAGUUUUAUAAAAUUUUGUAUGCCUGUUUAUUCUAAUUCGUGAGUCUGUGCUGAUAUUGGUGCUUAUUUUAGUUUUUUGCUUCAUGAACACAUAUGCUCUUUGGACCAGGACGUGCCUCCUCCGGACUAUCUAAAAAGCUCACCAACGCUUAACUUGUCAUCGCUUUUUCCAGAUGUUCAUGAUAAGGAAUCACUUGAAGAAGUUGACAUAUUACAUAACUGGCCUACGACAAUUCAGAGUACUAUGGAUAAGACGCAACUGCGGGCUCUGAGGACUAUCCUAACAAAUAGGGUUGCGAUUAUUCAAGGACCACCUGGGACGGGAAAAACUACAGUCAGUGUAGAGGCUCUAAAAGCUAUGAUCAAGAACAUGGACCGGAACGAUCCCCCAAUUGUUAUUGCAUGCCAGACUAAUCAUGCACUCGGUGAGACCCUGCGAAGACAUUCGGGAUUAGAUGGUUCUUUUCCUUCCCGCUAACGACACAUACAGACCAAUUGCUGGGCAAGAUUCUUGAAUUCGAAGAAAAUGUGGUAAGAUUGGGUGGGCGUACCCAGGAUCGUGAAAAGAUCAAAGAGCGCACCAUUUUUGAGCUUGGGAUGCGUAUGAAGAAGCAGAUAAUAGGCUCGAAGCUUGGCUCGGCCCGGGCACAGAAGGAGCAACUUACCCAAAGAAUGAUUGAUUUGCUUGAAAUUCUUAAGCCGGAGCUCCUUACACCAGAAACCUUACGCCAAUACGGAGCUAUAACUAAAGAGCAGGAAACCAGUUUCAAUAGCAAUAGGGCUGGUUGGAUUACCUAUGAGGAUGACGAGCAGCCUACUGGCGUAAUGUCUGAUUGGCUUGGGGAUUCAUUCACACCUAUAAUUGUUGCAGCCAAUCUGUCUGAAGAGUACGAAGAAGCCGAUGUCGAUUACGAGACAUCGAAGGAAAUGGAAGCCGAAUUCCAGACUACUCUUCAGGCUGAUGAAUUCGAUGAUUCCCUCAAAGGGCGUUGGACACCGUUGGCCCAUAAAUACCGUGUUCAAGUUCCAUUUAUGCCUAGCGAGGAUGAGCUUCGGCGGGCAAUGAGAUUGAAAAACGUCUGGGAUAUUAAUGACCACAUUAGGCCGGCAAUGUAUCAACGCCUCAAGCUACAGGUUAUAGCGGAGGUUCGGAAGAAAUUUCGCGAGUACAAUGUUACGUACCAGAAGCAUGUUAGGGACCUAAAGAUUGCUAGGCUAGAAAAAUAUGCCCACAUUCUAGGAUCAGCUAAAUUAGUCGGAUUAACCACAACAGGUCUAAGCAAAAACAGAAGUCUACUGGCAGCUGUGCGGCCCAGAGUAUUGCUAAUAGAGGAGGCAGCGGAGACCUUGGAAGGCCUUGUGACGGCUGGGUGUAUGCCCAGUAUUGAACACUUGAUUUUGGUCGGGGAUCACAAGCAGCUGAGGGGGCAUUGCGCGGUCUCCGAACUCGCAGGGGACCCAUUCAACUUAGAGAUAUCAAUGUUUGAACGGCUGGUCAACAAUAAGCUGCCCUUCGACAUGCUUCAAAAACAGAGACGUAGGCUCAGAGCUUGCACUUCUACUAGCGGUCCGGCUAACAAAUAAUGGCCUAGGUAUGAGACCGGAGAUCCGUGAGCUACUAAUGCCGAUUUGUAAGUUCAGGAUCCCACUCGCCGGAGACUUGGGGGCUAAUAUGAAGUGUAGAUCAAGACUUGGUUGAGGAUCACAAUUGUGUUCUGGGUCGGCCGGGUAUUCCUGGAAUGGGUGAUACUCACGUCGGUUUUUCUAGUCCUCCCUAUCUUACGACCCAAACCUAAUCAAUCCUAGGUAUUUUGGUACUCUCAUACGAAUCCGGAUCAAAUGGAUAGUGGCACGUCACGUAUCAAUACCGAGGAAGCCGCCAUGAUAGUCGGUUUCAUCGAGUAUCUCGUGCUAAACAAAACGCCCCCCCAGAAAAUUACCGUUCUCACCUUUUAUGGUGGGCAAAAGCAUGAGAUCACUAAGCGUGUCCGAAAGAACGCCAAUCUAAAUGCCUGUGAGCCUAGAGUCACCACCGUAGAUAGUUAUCAAGGAGAAGAAAACGAUGUUAUAAUUCUGAGUUUGGUGCGGAGCAAUUCUCAAGGGAGUGUGGGGUUUUUGAACGUAUGUAUCCUUGCUCUCUUCUCUUAUAUUGCAUCGAUGGUAUACUGACUAGGUCUUGUAGGUCCAAAAUCGUAUUUGUGUUGCUCUGUCUCGCGCAAGGCUUGGGUUCUAUAUCUUUGGGGAUGCACAAAUGAUCACUAGGGCAGACAAGACCUGGUGGGAGAUUGGCAAGAUUCUCAAUACAUGCCCAAGCCGGAUUGGCUUUGCAAUGCCGAUUGUUUGCCAGAAACAUGGGAAGCUUGAAUUUAUCAAAGGUAUUCUUUCCCUAAUCUUUCUUCAAUCAUUUUAAUUCUUUACUCAGUUUGAAUAUAGAGAGCCAGGACUGGGUUGAUAUCGUCGGGGGAUGUUACCAAUGGUGCAAAGAACUAUUGCCGUGCUCGCACACCUGUCGCUUCAGAUGCCACCCGUAAGUGAACUCAAUAAAUACCAUUCAGAAACAAGCAAAUCUAACAUUAGGUAGGUUCGAUCACAAAGAUAUCCGAUGUCUGGACCCGUGUCUCAAGCGCCUUGUAUGUGGCCACCAAUGCCAAGAGGAUUGCUUCAAGCCUUGCCACUGCUCAAAGUGCAAUGAGAAUGGCGUGCUUUCCGACGAAAGAUCAGAUGCCUCAAUCCCCAGAGCAUUGGCCCGCUCCGAAAGCACACCAGGCCGCCUUACCCCUAUUCAACCCACCUCCUCUUCUCUUAUUGAUACGAGCUCGGGACAUGAUAGCGCGUGGAAUUAUCAGGAUAUACGUAACGACGGGUCUAACACAAGGCCGAGACCAGCAAUUGUCCAGAGAGGCAGGGCGGAGCCAGAAGUUUCUUCUUCAGACAAGAAUCAGAAGUUUGUUGAUACUCGCCCCUCCAAUCUCUCAGGUCAACCUAUUACUGUGAAUGCUCAGAGAUCCCUUGGAUCCCGAGGCGGAAGCGUACUGCCCAAGCCAGUAGCGGCUAUCGCACCGGUAGGGGACAACGGAAGCCCAGUAGCCCAGCCAGCCAGCUCGAUAAUGGAAAUCAGGGGCCCAAUAACCGAGAGGAGAAUGCUCGGUGGGAGCAGUCCGAUGGCCACCCGAAGAUCCGCUCCCACCCAGCAAAGCUCUCCCCCUAGAGCUAGUCCAAAGCGCCCUCAAGGCCCAAACCCGGGGGAACAAGGUUUCUUUAAUACAAACCCAACUUCCCCCCCUUCGGGACCCGCUCCUCAUGCUAAAUCUAUUGGUAGAGGAAGACAGCAAAACGGAGGUCCCAACCCCGGCACUCAGCAGCAGACAACUUGGAGCUCCGUGGCUAGUAGACCCCAGCCCCAAACAAACAAGCUCCCAGAUAACGGGAUAAACCGCUACGGCGGUGGCUACACCCGCCGUUAGCUCUCCUCCUAAAAAGGCCACUAGACAUAAAACUUUCAUUGG
Messenger RNA from Tuber aestivum (summer truffle), 4997 nucleotides. The record is from the annotation of a GenBank genome assembly. NCBI's taxonomy places the organism in Eukaryota, Fungi, Ascomycota, Pezizomycetes, Pezizales, Tuberaceae.